GGGAUGCGGUUCGGGCCGGGCGCGGCGGUGCGGCUGCUGCUGGCGGCGCAGGCGGCCGCGGCCUUCGAGCCCGUCAGCGUGGCCCUGGCCGUCGGCGCCGUGUCGGCCCUCACCGGCUACCUGUCCUACACGGACUGGUACUGCCGCUUCGCCGAGUGCUGCGGGGAGGAGCGGCCGCUCAACGCCUCUGCCCUCCAGCUGGACCUGCAGAAGCUGUUCGGACAACAUCUGGCCACGGAAGUAAUUCUCAAGGCGCUGAGCGGCUUCAAGAACAACAAAAACCCCAAGAAACCGCUGACCCUGUCUUUGCACGGCUGGGCCGGCACCGGCAAGAACUUUGUCAGCCAGAUCGUGGCCAACCACCUGCACCCCCGAGGCCUCAGGAGCAAUUUCGUGCACCUCUUCGUGUCCACGCUCCACUUUCCCCAUGAACAGAACGUCAAAAUGUACCAGGAUCAGCUGCAGAAGUGGAUCCACGGGAACGUGAGCGCCUGUGCCAGCUCCGUGUUCAUAUUCGAUGAGAUGGACAAGCUGCACCCUGGGGUGAUCGACGCCAUCAAGCCCUUUCUGGAUUACUAUGAGCAGAUUGACGGCGUGUCCUACCGCAAGGCCAUCUUCAUCUUCCUCAGCAACGCCGGUGGCGACCUCAUCACCAGGACAGCGCUGGACUUCUGGCGGGCGGGCCGGAGGCGUGAGGACAUCCAGCUGAAGGACCUGGAGGCCGUGCUGUCCGUCGGCGUCUUCAACAACAAGCACAGUGGCCUGUGGCGCAGCGGGCUCAUAGAUAGGAACCUCAUCGAUUACUUCGUCCCCUUCCUGCCCCUGGAAUAUAAACACGUGAAGAUGUGUGUGCGAGCCGAGAUGCAAGCCCGGGGCCUGGCCGUGGACGAGGCUGUGGUCGCCAGCAUAGCCGAGGAAAUGACGUAUUUCCCCAAAGAUGAGAAGAUCUACUCGGACAAGGGCUGCAAGACGGUGCAGGCACGGCUGGAUUUCUACUGAGCCCCACACCACCGGGAGCAAGCUCCGGGGACUGGACCGGGGACCGCAAGGCCCAGCACGCUUGCCUGUCCACCCUGGGCCUCACCCUCGGCCCAGCACAUUGGAGAGCUUGGUGCAUUUGCCCCGCGGACAGUGGGGAUACACGAGCAGAAGUUUUUUCUGAGUUCAUUUUCAGAAAAGACGGUGAUUUGCCCAGGACCCUGGUCAUUUUGUGAAAUGACAGUGGUCCUCCUUGUGGCAGCUGAAGGUGGACUUCAGAAAUCCCCCUGAUGCUUACCAGCGCAUGUGAGGGCCUGAAAACAGCCGUGUGUGCCCCGAGAGGCCUGCAGCUUGGGUCUGGCCCGCGGCACCCGUGCCCGGGAGUGUGGGCCCUGCUGCUGUCGGAGGCUUCAGGAUUCAGCGUCCUGCCCCGUGGCUGGAAGGAGUUUGGCAAGGGGCACCUGCAGCUGAGUGCGUGUCCAAAUGGCAGUUGUGCUGGCCAGCUGAGCCCUUAGCCUGGAGUGCUGGGCAGGCCGGCGGAGGCUUCCUGUAGGCCUCCAGACUGGGCAGAGAGGACCGCUCUGUGGGGGCCUGUCCUGCUGUGGAGACAGCCCUGGGCUGGAGAGUCCUACACGUGGCUUUCGGUUGAACCACAUCUACAUGUCAGUCACUGCCGGCUGUCCUGCGUCUGACACAGUGCAUGUCACUAAAUGCGGACAGACCGAGAUGUCCGCUGUACAUCCCAAGCGGAUCAGCCACCCGCUGGGCCCUGCAGAACACUCUGCGAUCCGAGUCCGUGGGGGCCAAGCAGCAGCGCCGUGGCACGCUAGGGUUUGUGAGGAUGCAUUUUUAGCUUUUUUUUUUACUUCUCAGGGUCCUCAGUAAGGGAAGCAUAGGGUGUAUUGUGGGUUUUAAAUCACGAGAGACACGGUAUGGGAUGGUGCUUCUUCCUUUCUCGGGUACCGCCAGUGGCACCGUGUGCCUGCAGUUGCGGAGUGAGGCGAGGUUGCUCUGGAGCAGCCACUGUGCCUAGGGAUUCGUCUCAGGGUGCUCUGUGUGGUUGAGUGCCAGGGCGGCCUUGAGGACCAGGGAGUCUGCCCAUGACGGCCCUGGCCGCAGCAGCAGACACGCAGGGAGGCCGGAGGGUGAGGGAUGAUGGCGGAGUGAUUGUUCAGCAGCACAGACGCACCUCGGGAGCUGACGCAGUCUGGUGUUUCCGGCACGAGUUCCUGAACUGGAGCGGAGUUACAUUUCUUUUGGGUGUCUAGGUGAGAGGAGACACGGUUUUCUGUCGGUGAUGACGCAAUAAAUGACACUGGUGGUCA
Ochotona curzoniae (black-lipped pika) is the source of this 2303-nucleotide messenger RNA. It is a transcript of the gene TOR1B, whose product is annotated as torsin family 1 member B. The record is from RefSeq and is a predicted model, not a curated record. Bases 4 to 999 code for a protein of 331 amino acids. The transcript has 5 exons. Gene Ontology annotation, cellular component: endoplasmic reticulum; nuclear envelope; endoplasmic reticulum lumen. Lineage: Eukaryota; Metazoa; Chordata; Mammalia; Lagomorpha; Ochotonidae. Gene Ontology annotation, biological process: protein localization to nucleus; nuclear membrane organization. Gene Ontology annotation, molecular function: ATP hydrolysis activity; ATP binding; kinesin binding.